This is a messenger RNA of Malassezia japonica, 432 nucleotides long. It is a transcript of the gene YPD1, whose product is annotated as Phosphorelay intermediate protein. Lineage: Eukaryota; Fungi; Basidiomycota; Malasseziomycetes; Malasseziales; Malasseziaceae. Gene Ontology annotation, biological process: phosphorelay signal transduction system; phosphorylation. Gene Ontology annotation, molecular function: protein histidine kinase binding; histidine phosphotransfer kinase activity. The transcript has 3 exons. Gene Ontology annotation, cellular component: cytoplasm; nucleus. The record is from RefSeq and is a predicted model, not a curated record. The coding region runs from base 1 to 432 and encodes 143 amino acids.
AUGAGUGCCGACUCGAAAGUCGCAGACAAUGCUUCUGCGUUGCCUCCCGAUGUGAUCGACAUCGAAGUAUUUGAGCAGCUCCUCGAGAUGGACGAGGAAGACGACCGUGAUUUCAGCAAGAGCCUGGUGUACAACUACUUUGAGCAGGCCGAGAGCACGUUUGAAAAUAUGCGGAAAGCACUUGCAUCGGAGGCGCUAGAGGAACUUUCGACGUUGGGUCACUUUCUUAAGGGCUCGUCGGCCGCGGUGGGUGUUAUCAAGGUGCGCGACAGCUGCGAGGCUAUGCAGCACUACGGAACAUGCCACGGCGCCGACGGCGUGACAGAGCUGAGCAAGGAAGAGGCCAUUGCUCAGCUGAAAAAUACGAUGGAGCAGGUCAAGCUCCAAUAUAAAGAGGCGGAGGCGACGUUGCGCGCAUUUUUUGGCGCGUAA